This is a messenger RNA of Zingiber officinale, 862 nucleotides long. RefSeq lists its product as uncharacterized. The record is from RefSeq and is a predicted model, not a curated record. NCBI's taxonomy places the organism in Eukaryota, Viridiplantae, Streptophyta, Magnoliopsida, Zingiberales, Zingiberaceae. The transcript has a single exon. The coding region runs from base 48 to 626 and encodes 192 amino acids.
AACCCGCGCUUCUCCCUCUGCCAUCAUCGAAUCCAUCCAUUGCUAUUAUGGCAUUCAAUAUGCUCUUCUCCAUUCCCCUCCACCACCACCACCACCACCACCACCUCCACGGCACCGCAUUGAAUACGCGGCACCUUUGCGCCUCCGGCGAUCCCUCCAAACGCCCCCAACCCGACGUCGUCGUCCUCUACACCACCUCUCUCCGCGCCAUCCGCCGCACCUUCGAGGAUUGCCGCGCCGUCCGCUCCAUCCUGGACGGCCUCGGCGUAGCCGUCGACGAGCGCGACGUCUCCAUGGACGCGGGGUUCCGCCAGGAGCUUCAGGUGGCGAUGGAGGGCCUCCGGCCCUUCGUGCUCCCCCAGGUCUUCGUCGGCGGCCGGUGCCUCGGCGGGGCGGCGGAGAUCUACGCGAUGCACGAGGCCGGGGAGCUCGGGAGGGCGCUCGAACCGGUGGCACGGCGCCGGGAUUCGAGAUUCAGCGUCUGCGGCGGCUGCAGCGGCGUGCGGUUCGUGCCCUGCUCCGUUUGCCGGGGCAGCCGGAAGGUGUUCGUGGAGGAGGAGGGGCGCGCGCGUCGGUGCGUGGAGUGCAACGAGAACGGGUUAAUACGUUGCCAGGAUUGCCGUUGAUGUGAAUACGUUAUAAGACAGCGUUUUGAAGAUCUCAGACCGGUUCAAUUAACGAAACCCGAGUCAGUCUGGUCUGAAAAAUGAAUGUAGAAAGAAAUACAGGCGGUAGAAUCGGCCAGAUUGUAUCAAACAAUAAGUUUUUAAUACCUUCAGUUUGCAGACUUAUAAACUAUAUAUACCGUGUAGAAUCGGCCAAACUUUUUACCUUGAAUUUUAAUACAGAGUUGAAACAAUAA